GUAUGAGCAGUCGUGUGCGAGGUUUCCAAGCGAGCAGAUCGCUUUGACUUGAUAAAACAAUCACGUUCAACAUAUUGCAUUGGAUUAUAACCUGAGGGUACCUCACACAACUGCAAACAGUGAUAUUGACACAAACUUUCACGACACUGGUGUUUAACUUUAUCUCGAACGAAAGGAGUAAUCGGGUAUUCCGAUUAAACGUCUAUCAUGGAGUACUGGACGAUAGCCUUAUCAAUAUUAGCCGGUAUACUUGCCAUUUACUAUUACUCGUCCCGCAAAGAUUCGAACGUAUUUCGGCAGCACGGAAUUCCACAUGCAAAAGAUUAUUUCUUGUUAAAAAAGAUUUGGAAAAUCUUAAUACGUCCAAAAAGCUUCGCCGAUAUGAUGACAGAAAUAUACGAAGUGCAUUCUGAUGCUAAGUACAUUGGUAUGUUUGAUUUCACGAAAUCGAUCGUAAUGAUCCGUGAUCUUGAACUCCUCAAGUCUGUCGCUAUCAAAAAUUUUGACGCGUUUCAAGAUCACCUCUUUUUCGGCAACGAAACUCAAGAUCCGCUUUUCGGAAACAAUCUGUUUGCCCUUCGCGGCGACAAAUGGCGUGACAUUAGAGCGCUUCUGAGUCCCGCUUUUACAGCUAGCAAAAUGAGAGCGAUGUUUCAAUUAAUAUCCGAGUGUGCUGUGAAUUUUUCCGAGUACGUAAUGAACGUACCGUCAGACAAACGCGUUAUGGAAAUGAAAGACAUAUUCACGAGAUACGCUAGCGAUGUGAUCGCCACAUGCGCCUUUGGUAUUAACGUGGAUUCGAUGAGAAAUCCGGAGAACGAAUUUUAUGUUUUCGGCAAAAAAACGACAGAUUUCGGCUUCGUUGCUCUUAUAAAAAUUUUAAUGUAUCAGCACGUGCCGUCGCUCAUACGUCUGUUAAAUCUCAAGUUAAUAGAUGAUCGUACUAGUGCAUUCUUUGUAAAUCUGGUAGCUGAUACUAUAAGGAUCAGAGAAGAGAAAGGUAUUACUCGCCCGGACAUGAUCCAGCUGCUAAUGGAUAGCAAAAGUAAAAGAGAACCCGGGAGAGAAUUGACCAUUUUGAACAUGACAUCGCAGGCGUUUAUUUUUUUUCUCGCUGGUUUCGAGACCAGCUCAACGCUGAUGAGUUUCGCGGCACAUGAAAUUGCCGUCAAUCCAGAUGUCCAAGAGAAGCUGCAAAAUGAGAUCGACAAAGUUUUGAAAGAUACGAAUAGCCAACCAUCUUAUGAGGCGAUCAACGGAAUGAAGUAUUUAAAUGCCGUUAUCAACGAGGCUCUCAGGAAGUAUCCGGUACAACCAAUGACGGACAGAUUAUGCGUGAAGGAUUUUGAAUUGCCUCCUGCACUGCCAAAUGCAAAGCCGUAUCUUGUGAAAGAAGGAAUGUUACUCUUCAUCCCGUUUUACGCGCUUCAACAUGACCCUAAAUACUUUCCAGAACCGGAUAAGUUCAAGCCCGAGAGAUUCCUCGAUGAAGGAGAUCGGUGUAAUUUUGACGCUUAUUAUCCAUUUGGAUUAGGCCCGAGGAUGUGCAUCGGCAAUAGGUUUGCGUUACUAGAGACGAGGACUUUGUUAUUUCAUCUUCUGGCUCGUUGCCAGUUAAUGCCGUGUGAAAAGACUUCGAUAUCUGCAAAGUUACAAAAAGGCGGAUUCUCAAUGCGGAUUGAAGGCGGUUUCUGGUUGAGUAUUGUACCGAGAGAGAACCGGCAUCCUACAAUUACCGAAGCAAACUAGUCGUGUCGGUUCCAAAGUCCACAGUAAUUCAAGUAUAAUAACGCAGUUGAACAGUAGGAAUAUUCAAAAACAUAUAUAUAUAAAUUUACGAAUAUAGACAGAAAUCACGUACCACACAUUAUACGUUAUAUUAUAAUAUAGACGAUGUGUUACAUUAUUACAACAUAUAUAUAACAAUGCGCAAACAUCGUUAAAACGUACAAUUUGUAAAAUUGCACAUACUAAUCUUUUUAUUAUUAUUGUUUAUAUAUAUAUGUGCAUUAGGAUAAUAAUAAUAAAAAAGAUUAGUGGUACGUGGAAAUUUGCGAUAUGUAUUGCGGCAAUUCUACGAAUCGUUUUAACGAUGCGCGAGCAGUUUUGAUGAUAACAGAUUCUUUUAACAUUCCAUUGCCAGGAAUUAUUGACUAGCUAGAACUUGACAUAUUCAAAGUCGUUCGUCAGAAAUAAAUAAUCUAAUGCAAUUUCGUAAUUUUAUAUAUUAAAAUAGAUAUUAAUUGAUAUCAAUCACGUUAUAUAUUAAGAGCAAGUAAAAGGUAUGAGCAAAUAUACUUGUUUAACAUGAUAAAUAUAGAUACUUGAAAAUGUUAAAUAAACGUUAAACUGUCGAAUCCAGUGUUCAUUUUAAUUACAAAAAUGUAUCAUAUCGAUAACAACGAAAAUACUUAUGAUUAAUAUGACGCAACAUACUUGUUAACUUCACUUGCGCAAGCGAUGACAAGUCGGAUGUUAUAUAUCUGAAAGAUUGCGUCAGUGCAGCAGCAGUCGACCGUCAGCUUUUGACGCGUAACGUUGUGCCUUGGUAUCAUCUUCGUAUUAACAGCACGAUAAAUAAAAAUAUUCAAGAAACAAACCGAUUACGAAAAAUGUGCAAUAAUUGACUUCAUUUUUC
This is a messenger RNA of Temnothorax curvispinosus, 2638 nucleotides long. Its product is annotated as cytochrome P450 9e2-like. The transcript has a single exon. Gene Ontology annotation, molecular function: iron ion binding; monooxygenase activity; oxidoreductase activity, acting on paired donors, with incorporation or reduction of molecular oxygen. NCBI's taxonomy places the organism in Eukaryota, Metazoa, Arthropoda, Insecta, Hymenoptera, Formicidae. The record is from RefSeq and is a predicted model, not a curated record. The coding region runs from base 208 to 1749 and encodes 513 amino acids.